Molecule: messenger RNA, 4992 nt
Organism: Sus scrofa (pig)
Lineage: Eukaryota; Metazoa; Chordata; Mammalia; Artiodactyla; Suidae
Gene: DESI1
Product: desumoylating isopeptidase 1
Biological process (GO): protein modification by small protein removal
Molecular function (GO): peptidase activity
Source: RefSeq, a predicted model, not a curated record
CGCGAGAAUGCGUCCCCGCCCCCGCCCGGUCUUCCGCGAGGACCCUGCCCGUCCGCGCUCUGUCACCUCAUAGUAGUCGUUGCCGGUGGCGGGUGCGGGGGCGCGAGCAGCGCUGGGCGGCCUCUCCCCCGCCCCUCAGGCCGGGCCCGGGCUCGGUCUCCCCCCUCCCUCCGCUCCCCGCCCCCGUCGGGUACGGGAAGGUCCUAGCCGCUGCCGGGUGCCUGAGGGACUUCGUGGCCCCAGCCGCCACGGGUCCCGAUGGAGCCGCCGAAUCUCUAUCCGGUGAAGCUCUACGUGUACGACCUGUCCAAGGGCCUGGCCCGGCGGCUCAGCCCCAUCAUGCUGGGGAAACAACUGGAAGGCAUCUGGCACACCUCCAUAGUUGUACACAAGGAUGAGUUCUUCUUCGGCAGUGGUGGUAUCUCCAGCUGUCCACCGGGAGGGACAUUGCUUGGGCCCCCAGACUCUGUGGUUGAUGUGGGGAGCACAGAAGUCACAGAAGAAAUCUUUCUGGAGUACCUAUCCUCCCUGGGGGAGUCUCUGUUCCGAGGUGAGGCCUACAACCUCUUCGAACACAAUUGUAACACCUUCAGCAAUGAAGUGGCACAGUUCCUGACCGGGCGGAAGAUCCCUUCGUACAUCACUGACCUUCCCUCUGAAGUUCUCUCCACGUGCUCACCUGUGUUACCCUCACCCUCCCUGGAGCUGGACCAACUCUACCCUGGCCUGAGUACAACUGCAGAACAAAGAAACCACUCGAUGCUGGCCCCAGCGUUUGUACAGAAUCCUGGCAUGUGCCUUUCCCAUUGCACAUGAAGCAUGCCGCUCCCCAAAGUGCCCACUUACAAGGAGUCUUUGAGAGACAGCAGAGAGAAGGCUGAAUCAGUAGGGUGGCUUGUUUUAAAACUGUUGUUAAUCUUUCUUCCCUGCACCUUGACUCUUUGACCCCUUAAAGACAACUUCCUACUCGCUUCAUACCUUGUGGCACACAGUCAGCCCUCAGUAGAUGUCCUCUUCAAAAACAGAGGUAGCCCCUCCCUCUGAUAUGGCCCAAGCUUUGUGUGCCGUCAUGCAGGCAGUGUCCCCUGAAAGAACACCCACCCGUGCCAUCACACUCCUCCUUCCUUUUGCUGUUGAUUGCAUUCAGGCAACUUCCACCCACUCUAGGACCAGGUCCAUUUACUAACUGACUCAGUUUCUCCUGAACUAGGGCCCUGUCCAACAGGGAUCCUGGCAGGUUCAGCAGGCUCAGCAAGGUGAGCUGUUCUUCACACCUGGUAGGAACCCCUCAGGAAAAGAAGGCUGUUGUCAUUGUCAGGCCACAUCUCCCAAUCCUGGCCCUUCCUUCUUAUUCCCUGGUGGGUGUGUUAAACCUCACAGCAUUACUGAAAGAUCUAGACGGGGCCUUGAGCAAGCACAAGUAUCUGGAAUAGGAUGGGUGGGGUUCCUGGACUUGUCUGAAUAUGGGUUAAUAGUUCUUGGUUUCCUCUGUUUAUGCUUUUAGAAUAUUUCAUUUCCUUUGUUUGAACUUGGGGAUGGGUCUCAAAAAUGGCAGCAUCCACCCAAAAGAAAAGCCAGUAACUGUGAGAUGUGUUCUAGGCAACCAAUUUAGGUUGAAGUGAUCUUGGAGAGUCUCUAUGACUGCCAUAUUUGCAGUCUUCUUUCCAGCUAAGCCACUCUGACAGCAAACUGGGAGUCCUUUAUAAAGUGGCAUUAACACCUUCUGACAACCUGCACUUGUCAUUUGUUGGUUUGUUUUGCUUUUUAGGGUGGCGCCUGCAGCAUAUGGAAGUUCCCAGGCUAGGGGUUGAAUCAGAGCUACAGCUGCCACAGCAACAAGGGCUUCAAGCCGUAUCUGUGCCUUAUAUCACAGCUCGUGGCAAUGCCAGAUCCUUCGAAACCAGGGAUCAAACCCGCAUCCUCAUGGAUCCUAUUCAGGUUUGUAACCCACUGAGCCAUGACGGGAACUACUGCACCUGAAUAUUCCCUGUGCCCCCGAGAAGACCUCAGUUCCCUGAGGAGUCCAAUCGUGUGCUGUCUUCACUGCUGACUUCUUUUUCAUAUCCUUUUUCUUCUUACCUCGGCUUCCUAAUUUAAACUUUAUCUUCUUGUACCAUGAGAAUUAAAGAUACAAGCAUGGAAAGUACAGAAAGCUCUGGUUCCCGGUAUGUACCCAACCUGUUCAAACCACAGCUAACCGGGACCUAGAGGGGAAGGUAGCAGGACGGUAGCGUUUACUGAGGAGAGAGCGCUAGGAGUGAACACAGAGCAGACUAACGCAGAGAUGCCUCUGAGAAAAAGGCUGUGUGAGUCAGGUGAGAGAAUUAAAUGAGGUGAGAGAACUUUCUCCUGGUGUGGCCGUGCUGCUGAGCGUGUGGGCAGAGCUGGGCAUGCUGGCCAGCCACCCAUCCCAGCCCCCCGUCUGCUCUCUCUGCAGGCCCUUCGGACAGGCCCUGCGGCCCCUCCUGGACUCCAUCCAGAUCCAGCCUCCCGGAGGGAGCACGGUGGGCCGACCCAACGGCCAGAGCUAACAGGACUCCAUGGGACCGCCCUGCCUCACCGGGGCUUUUCCUUUUUAAACAAAACAAACCCUACCAGAUUUCUAUUUUAUAAUUUUACAUCAGAGCUAACAACCAGGGGACGGCUUUUUAAAUUUCCCAGGGAAGGAGAUCAUCAGGCUGCACAUAGGACAUUGCUGCUAAGAAACAGAACAAAAUGCCAUCCCUUCUAAUAGUAUUAUACUAAUUUAUUAAGGCUGUCUUGUUUGUGAGUUCACUUUUGACGCUGCUUCCUGAGCGUCCUCCACACUGGAGAAAGGGAGGGGGUUUGUUUAAGCAGAAAGCAAGCGGCACAGUGUGGGGAACCCCAACCUAGGACCUCUUUCCGGAGAAUGCCCACGCUCUACCCAGGUUGCCACCACCUGUGGGAGCCAGGUGGGUUUUACGUUUUCCAUGACCUGGAAGUGGUUACUCUCUAGCAUUAAAUGAACCAAAGGAUAUGGUGCACGUGGGACCACUUUCAAGAUGACUCAGCCAACCUAAAGGAACUCUUUUAGCCACAGUCUCUCCCACCUUUCCUCUCCUCCCUCAGUCAAGGCCACGGGGCCCGGGCUGGAGCAACCCAAAGCCUCAGGAUCGAGGGAGAGCAACAGCAAGUGUCAGGCCAGAAGAAACAGGAUAAAGCCAUUCUUCCUUCCACCCAGACUGUCUGCCAAUCCUCUGACGUGGAUUUUGGAGGACCUGCCUAGCUGUCUGCUGACUGUUCUUCCUCAGCAUAGCUGCCCUGUCACAGCUAGUGAAGGUCGGGAGCAGCAGAAACCCAGCCCUGUUGUCUGCGAGUGAUAACGUAGGUUAUUGUAGUCACUGUACCCACCCCACCCAGGCCAGUGUGCAGUGUUCAGCUGGGGACCAAGGGGCAAUGUCCCCGAUGUAGAAAGAAUAGUAAGGCCAAAUCAAGGUGGCAAGGAAAUUUAGGGUUGUUUCUGGUAGGGAUUUUUACGUGAUCCUAAGUGUGUUUCAAAGGCACGUGUUAUUUCCGGUGUCAUUCUGACUGUAAGGAAGCGAGGUUGAGGGUGUAAGUGGGCAUUUUCCUAAAGAGCUGCUGCUAGGAGCUUAUAGGCAGGAAACAAUCUGGAAGCUUCUCACCUGGAGAGGCUCUCCGAUUCUUUCUUCAAGUGAGCCUCCUUUAAGUUGAGAAAGUGAAUGUGGAGGAGGGCUCAGAUCUUCUCGGUACCUGAGCCCAGCCUUGGCACUUGGGCCCUCCUGCCACGGCUCCUGCCACUUCUCAGACUUGAAUUAUGUUCUCUUUCCUGGGGUCUGGCCUGCAGCAGGUGCCUUUCCUCUCCAAAAAGCUGUUGCUCACGUCCGGCCUCAUCUCCUCCCAUCUCUGCUGUUAGCCAUGGCAGUUGGCAUCACCAGGGUCUUAGCUAGAGAUGUUAUUCUGCGUUAGUGUUUGCCUGUCACCUGACUGGGCACAUCUGCGAUGACUAGCUGUGAUGUCAAGGGACACUUUGGAACUUUCAAGGUUGGAAGACAAACCAUUAAGCACUUUAAUUUUUCCGAAGACCCACUGACUUGCCAGUGUGCAUGGUAAUGAGACAUUAGAGUAGAAACUAGCACCGGCUCUUAUUUAAUGUUGACCCUCUGGCAGAAUUGGGCCACAGCGAGUGGGUUUCGGGCGGGCUUCCUCCUGGGAGGGCAGCGCAUUGGUUGAGGACGUUGCUCUGCUUCCCAGCUGGGUUUCUGCCCUUUUCCAGCUUGCCUCGCCAGCCCUCGCUCUUUCCAGGCCCCUGCUCCAGACCUCUCUGCCCAGGGCACUCAGCUCUAGCCAGAGGGUGAUGGGCAUCAAGGCUCCUUCUUUCCCCUCCCCCAUAUCCAGGCUCAGCUGAUUUCUUUCCCUCCCCCAGUGCUCACCUCCAGACCCAGGGCUGUACCAAGAAGUUAGCCCACGUGGCUCCCCUGAGAGACUUUGAGUCACUUGCUCAUUGAAAGCCACCCUUCAUGCCCAACAGCUAUUUGUGCCAAUGCCUGUGCCUUAGGGUUUGUGGGGAGAGAAGGAGGGGUCAGUCAGCCGUCUUCUCAGAGCUUUGCAGGAAGGCGAGCUCUCCCUCCCCCACCUAAGGCCCACGGUCACUAACUGGAACCCCGGGCCCGGCGAGGACCCCCCCACCCCAUCCUCACAUUUCUCUGUCUACCCCAGAACCUCAGGAGCCUGCUCAUCGUACGAGCUGGCUCCGCACGGGUGUGCGCAGGCGAGCAGGGUGAGAGCAAGCCGUGUGUGUGAUUGUAUCACCUCCAUCGAGGCCCAUUGGUUUAAAGGGACAGGGAAGGAGGAGGAGGGAUGAGACCGUCACCCCUCUCAGAAAUGAAGUUUGUACCUUUGCGAUCCCUUUUCACCCUUGAAAUCAAACUAAUAAUUGUAUCUAGUAUGGAGGUGUUUGCUGUUUUCCUUUGGUAUUUUUUCUAAUGCAAUAAAUUCACUUCUGCCUGCUUG